UCGAUCCACGACGCCGAAUCAGCCCUGCCGCCCGAAACGGCCGUCUCCACAGCCCAGAGAUGGAACGACCCCCCGAGGAACAAGUAUCGUGUGUUUUCAUGUUUCUUCAGCUUCAUUGUGUACGGCAUGAAUGAUGGUGCACCUGGUGCAAUGAUUCAUCUAUUUAGAGAAUACUACCAUCUGCCACAUUCGAUUAUUUCUCUUAUUUUUCUGAGCCCCAUGGUAGGUUGCGUGCUUGCCUCUUUUACUACAAAUCGUCUCCAUGCAGUGGCUGGAAGGCGAGGCGUUGCGGCCGCUGCGACUGGUGCGUACAUACUUGCGUACAUAGGGCUCACGCAGCAUCCUCCCUUUGGGGUAGUCGUCUGUCUUUUGGUUUUGACGGGGUUUGGAAGCGGGUUGAUGAAUGGGAGCUGGAACAGCUGGUUUGGAGGAUUGGUUCAGGGGACUACGAUGCAGGGGUUUCUCCAUGGAUUCUGGGGUCUUGGCGCAACGUUGUCGCCUAUUCUGGUAUGUUGCUGUCUCUCAUUGAAGAAACUAUUUGUAUUAAUGUAUACCAUUGCCGGGUUAUCUGUUCUCGCCUGUAUAGGCGUCACUUCUUCUUUCUGGGAUGAUGUCGGGAGCGGCUUCCGUCAACAACCCGUCACGUCAUUGCCCAACGCUCAAGGAACCCUCAAGAUGCUGAAUAAUCGGGUAACAUUCCACAUUGAUUUCAUAUUCGUCACUUUAACGCUUUCCGCGUUCAUGGUUCUCUAUGUCGGAUCUGAAGUAACCAUUGGAGGCUGGCUCCUCACUUUUCUGAUGAGCGUCCGCAAGGGUUCGCCUAUUGCGUCUUCGCUUGCUACUUCUGGAUUCUGGAGUGGCAUUACAGUCGGCCGUUUCGCAUUGAGCUGGAUCACCGGAUACGUAGGCGAAAGGAUCAUGGUGUCGUUGUAUCUCGUCAGCGCAAUUGCUCUGGAGCUCGUUUUCUGGUUUGGUCAAAAGUUUGCAGUCAGUGCAGUCAUGGCUGCGCUGAUUGGGGUGUCCACUGGAAUGAUUAUGCCAUCUGGAAUCCGAAUGAUGACCAAGCUGCUACCACCGGAGAAGCAUCUUGCUUCUGUGGGCUUUGCCACGGCAUUUGCAGUGUCCGGAUCAUCCAUCUUUCCUUUUGCAGUCGGCGCACUCGCUCAGGCAUAUGGCGUACAAGUUCUGCAGCCCGUGGCAUUGGCAUUGUUUGCAGCGCAACUGUUGCUGUGGCUCUUUAUUUCAAGG
Messenger RNA from Trichoderma atroviride IMI 206040, 1248 nucleotides. NCBI's taxonomy places the organism in Eukaryota, Fungi, Ascomycota, Sordariomycetes, Hypocreales, Hypocreaceae. The record is from RefSeq and is a predicted model, not a curated record.